Molecule: messenger RNA, 423 nt
Organism: Tetrahymena thermophila SB210
Lineage: Eukaryota; Ciliophora; Oligohymenophorea; Hymenostomatida; Tetrahymenidae
Exons: 1
Source: RefSeq, a predicted model, not a curated record
AUGUACACAUUAUAAACUGAUUACGCUAUAAUAUUAAUUUUAACAUUCAAGUUAUUCUAAUUAAGAUUGCGUCUGAAUGUAGCCAACGUCUUUUCCUUAAGCAAAAAUAAUUAAGUUGUGCAAUCAAUCACUUAUUCGCAUUGGUUUAUUUAUUUUCACAUUAAUCCUACUUUGAAAUUUAAAAUUAAAUUUAAUAUAGAAUAUCUCGUUUAAUUGUAUCCAUUUCCCAGUAUUCUUAAUAAUCUGCAUGAAUUUUUGUUUCAUUGUUUUCAUUAUAAAUUAAUAAAUAAAAGUUUAUAAAUAACCUAUUUAAAUCAUUUUUCUUAAGUUAACUAAAAGUAUCAUGUUUUGACCAAUUAAAAAUAAAUAGCUAAGUUACAUUAAGCUUAAAAUAGAAAUAAUCGGACAAAGUAUGCAUUUUGA